UCUACCACAUCAUCAACCACCGUUCUGCUUCCCAUGCCAGGCCUCCCUGGAAAACUUUCUAUGCAGGGUUCUCCAGAUCGGAGGGGCCGGAUAUAUGCCGAUCCAAAAUUUAGUUAAGCUUUGGGAGGCAAGUGUGUUCCCUUCUUGUGAUCUUCGACAUCCUGGCCCCGACACUGAGAAAAAGUGUGGCAUGUUUACUUUCAAUUGCUUUGAUCGCCCAAGAUAGAAGUGAGGUCAAAGAUAGCAAAAGCAGACCCUGUUGAAUUCAGUGUUCUAAAUAAUUGAAAGCCAACACGACAUGAUGAUUAACACAUUACUUCUCUGCUUUAUUCAUGGCUUCAAGGGAGAUGAAGAGACUUUCUUUCAGUUUCCUGAGGACCUGAAAAAUGCAGUCUCGGAGAAGAACCCAGAGCUCAAUGUCCAGACUCGGGUAUAUCCCAAAUACGAGACCCGGGGCGACCUUGCAGCAUGCGUGGAAACAUUUCGAGAAUGGCUCCAAGAUCAAGUCACAAAUCUGGAACGCAAUGCUGCAACACCAUCAGCAAUACUUGAUCCCUCUGUGAGCGUGAUUCUCGUAUCUCAUUCAAUGGGAGGUUUCGUCGCAGCAGACACCCUCUUCUCCGUCCUCGACAACACGCCCGUCUCCUCCAAUCCCAGACAAAAACUCAUGUUCCCCCUAAUCCAAGGCGUCAUGGCCUUCGACACACCUUACAAUGGUCUCUCCCGCUCCAUGUUCGCCUACGGCGCCUUCUCGCAAUACCAAAACAUCUCCUCGAUUUGGAACGUCCUGUCCAGCAUCUCCACCUCCUUACCCGCAUUCAUGGGUGCCGCAGGAUCAGCAUCUGCUUCCUCAGGCGCCGCCUCAGCUGCAACAUCCUCAGCCAAGAUCGCUACAACCCAGAACAAGACGUCUUGGAAGCGCUGGCAGCUCCUCGCUGCUAGGACAGGGACAAUUGGUGCCAUUGCUGCCGGUGGAGUUGCUGCGUACAUGAACCGCGAAGCGAUUCUCAACUCGCUGUCCAAGAUCAACAGAGAGAAUAUUUCGAGUAUCAACUAUAGAGAAAAUCUUGCUAGGAUCCCGAAUAUUAAGUACAAGGAGAAUAUUUCUCAAGGUUUAGCCUAUGUGAGCAGAGAGAGUAUUGGAGAGGGAUUCGCGUGGAUGGCAUCGCAUCUCAAGUUCGUCGGGGCACUGAUGAAGCAGACGCAGCUUACUACGAGGCUUGAAAGACUGAGUCAGUUGGAAGGUGUCGGACUUGUCAAUAUAUAUACCUCUCUAGGCGAGAAUGGUUAUUGGAGUGGAGGGUACUUCGUUCCAAAGAGGACAUUCUGCGCUAUUCCUACUGGAAAGGGGCAAAGUAGGCUGUUCAUCGAGCAGCCGAACCCAAAGGCAGAGAACGAGAUUGAGGCGCAUUGUAGCAUGUUCAAGCCGAACAAGAAUGAGAAGUAUGUAGAGAUGCUAGAGAGGAGUCGGGAGCUUGUGCUUGAGUGGGUCAAGCAUGAUCCUAGGAUGGUGGUUGAUGAAUAUAAGCCGAGCCGGGAGCAGUUGACGAGGAGCCGAAGUGAGAGUCAGCUUUGGGACGACGACGGGGUGGUUAAGAGCCCCGAGGGAGAGAAGGAUGGGAUGAAGGGUGGUGAAGAGGAUGAGGAUCAGUUGGAUGCUAUUCUGAAGAGUCAGGAUAUGCCGCAGCCGGAGGAUGGAGGGGUGAAUGACGAGGAGUUGAAGAUGGCUUUGCAAGUACCGCUGCCUGUUGAUCAGGAAGCGAUGCAAAGUGAGGACCUGGAACAGGCUGUGAAGAUUCCAUUGCCCAAUGAUGAUGAGAUCUUGAAGGAAGUGAAGGAAGAGAUAUGAUUUGGUUCAAAUUUCGUCAACGCUGCAUAGCUGGUACUUUCUUGAGUAUAGUUUGGGAUAGAUUUGAGAGUGUUAA
Messenger RNA from Hyaloscypha bicolor E, 1925 nucleotides. RefSeq lists its product as uncharacterized. The record is from RefSeq and is a predicted model, not a curated record. The coding region runs from base 299 to 1849 and encodes 516 amino acids. NCBI's taxonomy places the organism in Eukaryota, Fungi, Ascomycota, Leotiomycetes, Helotiales, Hyaloscyphaceae. The transcript has 3 exons.